CAUUCUGCAAUGCUUAAGACUCAGAUGGACUCGAUUAACACUAAACAGAAAUACAAGGACCAAAAGGAAACUAAGACAGACUGGACUCUCAAGUAAAACGACAGCCAUUUUACCCUUUUAUUUAAACCUUAGACUUCCCGCCUCUAGCGUUCAAUCCUUCUCCUACUCGGAUUCGGAUUCACCACCCUUCUUCUGGCUGCACUUCAGCUCACACCUACCUCCAGAACAUGGACAAGUUCCAGUAGGUGUUCGAGAAAUUUGCUCCAACAGUGACGGUAAGAUCUCACUCUCCAAGCUCGCAGACGUCCUCAGAUCCAUGGGGACGAAUUACUCCGCUCCGGAUCUCCAGCGCGCCAUGGAGGAUAUCGACACCGACAAGGACGGUUUCAUCAACCUAGAGGAAUUCGCGCAGCUCCGCCAGUCCUUGGGCGCCUGCGCGGCCGCUGAGCUCCGCGAGGCCUUCAACUUGUACGACGAGAACAAGGACGGGCGCAUCUCCAGGCCUGAGCUCUACCACAUGAAGUGCUCCAUGGAGGAGUGCUCCAGGAUGAUCAAGGGCGUCGAUUCCGAAGGCGACGAAUGCAUCAAUUUCCAGGAGUUCGAGAAGAUGAUGGCCACCGCCAAUGGUGUCGUUGCUGUCGCCGCUGCCGCUGUCAACUAGCAUCCCCUCCUCGCUAGAAUUGAAAGUUCCCCACCGCCGGUAUCUUCUGCUUUUUCUCCGUUUCCGCCUUUUGUUUCUCUUUUUUUCUACCAAUUGUGUUGUUGACUUGUUGUCAAAUUCGAAUCUCAAAUAUGGAAUACUCAUUAGCGGGUAGACAGAGAGACAGGGUGUAAACCAGAGAGACAGGUAGAGAAGCCCCUUACCGGACUGACAACUCCAAUCCGCUGGGAAUCGAUCUUACCGAUGGCCUUUCUUCCGGCAUGCGAGAUUUCCGGUCCUGUGGGAAGGAAGCCCAAUAAAGGAAGCGGCAACGACGGCAGGGUAUUGGCAUGAACCAGUUGAUCCCAAUAACUCGAGUUGUUGGGAGAGGUUCAAUCCACUUCACAAGGGCUUGAAGCUUGCACAGUUCUGAAGACAAGAAUACCAUGUAUUUAACAAAUGGGGGUUGUGGGGAUUCGAAUAGAAGACCUCUCGGUCACAUAAGGCUCUGAUACCAUGUCAAGAACCAGUUGGUCCUAAUAACUCGAGUUGUUGGGUGAAAGUUAAGCUGGAUCUUAUAUCACUCUCUAACACGCCCCCUCAAACGAAAGCCAACCCAUGAGUUUGAAGUUUGCACAGACCCACCAUACUUGUGAUUUUAAUCACUUGUUAAUAUUGGGGGUCGUGGAGAUACGAACACACGCAACCAGCUCUGAUACCAUGUCAUAAACCAGUUGGUCCCAAUAACUCGAGUUGUUGGGAGAAGGUUAUGUUGGACCUUAUACAAGCCCAUGUAUGGUACUUAACCACUUCCUUACACGCCCCAUCCAACGAAAGCCGACUCAUGGGCUUGAAGUUUGCACAGGCCCGCCAUACCAUGUGCUUGAAAGACAACGGUUAAUAUUGGGGGUCGUGAGGACUUGAACACGUGACCUCACAGACAAACCAGCUCUAAUACCAUAUCAUAAACCAGUUGGUCCCAAUAACUCGAGUUGUUGGGAGAAUGUUAUGCUGGAUCUUAUACAGGCCCAUUUAUGGUACUUAACCACUUUCUUAUACGCCCCCUCAAAUGAAAGUCGACUCAUAGGCUUGAAGUUUGCACAGGCUCGCCAUACCUUGUGUUUUAAUCAACUGUUAAUAUUGAGGGUCAUGGAGAUUCGAACACACGACAACUUGGCCAAACCAGCUCUGAUAUCAUGUCAUAAACUAGUUGGUCCCAAUAACUCGAGUUGUUGGGAGAAGGUUAUGUUGGAUCUUAUACAGGCCCAUGUAUGGUACUUAACCACUUCCUUACAGGUAUGAUGCCGGCGGGGGUAUUGGUAUUGGGGCUUAGAAAAAAUUAUAGUUUUUAUUUAUCUUAAAUAAAAGUGAUAAUGAGGU
Molecule: messenger RNA, 2020 nt
Organism: Linum trigynum
Lineage: Eukaryota; Viridiplantae; Streptophyta; Magnoliopsida; Malpighiales; Linaceae
Source: the annotation of a GenBank genome assembly